Mesocricetus auratus (golden hamster) is the source of this 9208-nucleotide messenger RNA. It is a transcript of the gene Flnc, whose product is annotated as filamin C. NCBI's taxonomy places the organism in Eukaryota, Metazoa, Chordata, Mammalia, Rodentia, Cricetidae. Gene Ontology annotation, molecular function: actin filament binding. The record is from RefSeq and is a predicted model, not a curated record. The transcript has 47 exons. Gene Ontology annotation, biological process: actin cytoskeleton organization. The coding region runs from base 286 to 8553 and encodes 2755 amino acids.
CGCUCUGACGUGGACCCCGGGGCCGCGAGCGCGGCGGGGGGGUCGGCAGCCCGGGGGCUUCUUAAACCCCCUGCCCGGGCCCGGCCCGCACUUCCCGAGCACUGCUCCGCCCCGGGAGCGAGAGAGAGAGCCCCAGCCGGACAGCGCAGCCGCUCAGCCCAGGAGGCCCGCGAGCCCCGCCAGCCAGGGAGAAGUUAACCGAGAGCGCGGUGUCCCGCCCGCCCGCCAGCACCCGCAGCCCGACCCCAGGCCGCACGCCCCCGGCCCCCCGCCGCGCCAGCCAGCAUGAUGAACAACGGCAGCUACUCGGACGCCUCCGGCCUCGGCCUGGCCGACGAGGCGGACGAGAUGCCGUCCACCGAGAAGGACCUAGCGGAGGACGCGCCGUGGAAGAAGAUCCAGCAGAACACCUUCACGCGAUGGUGCAACGAGCACCUGAAGUGUGUGGGCAAGCGCCUGACCGACCUGCAGCGCGACCUCAGCGACGGGCUGCGCCUCAUCGCGCUGCUCGAAGUGCUCAGCCAGAAGCGCAUGUACCGCAAGUUCCACCCGCGCCCCAACUUCCGCCAGAUGAAGCUGGAGAACGUGUCUGUGGCCCUGGAGUUCCUGGAGCGCGAACACAUCAAGCUCGUGUCCAUCGACAGCAAGGCCAUCGUGGAUGGGAACCUGAAGCUGAUCCUGGGCCUGAUCUGGACCCUGAUCCUUCACUACUCCAUUUCCAUGCCCAUGUGGGAGGAUGAGGAGGACGAGGACGCCCGCAAACAAACACCCAAGCAGCGUCUGCUUGGCUGGAUCCAGAACAAGGUGCCCCAGCUGCCCAUCACCAACUUUAAUAGAGACUGGCAGGACGGCAAGGCUCUGGGCGCCCUGGUGGACAACUGUGCCCCUGGUCUGUGCCCUGACUGGGAAGCCUGGGACCCCAACCAGCCUGUGCAGAAUGCCAGAGAGGCCAUGCAGCAGGCAGAUGACUGGCUCGGGGUGCCCCAGGUGAUUGCCCCUGAAGAGAUCGUGGACCCCAACGUGGACGAGCACUCUGUGAUGACCUACCUGUCCCAGUUUCCUAAGGCCAAGCUCAAACCUGGCGCCCCUGUUCGCUCUAAGCAGCUGAACCCCAAGAAAGCCAUUGCCUACGGGCCUGGCAUCGAACCCCAGGGUAACACUGUGCUGCAGCCAGCCCACUUCACCGUGCAGACAGUGGAUGCUGGCGUGGGCGAGGUGCUGGUCUACAUCGAGGACCCCGAGGGGCACACGGAGGAGGCCAAAGUGGUUCCCAACAAUGACAAGGACCGCACGUAUGCCGUCUCCUAUGUGCCCAAGGUUGCUGGGCUACACAAGGUGACUGUGCUCUUUGCCGGCCAGAACAUCGAGCGUAGUCCAUUUGAGGUGAACGUGGGCAUGGCUCUCGGGGAUGCCAACAAAGUAUCAGCCCGUGGCCCCGGCCUGGAACCUGUGGGUAACGUGGCCAACAAACCCACCUACUUUGACAUCUAUACUGCAGGGGCUGGCACUGGUGAUGUUGCUGUGGUGAUCGUGGACCCACAGGGCCGGCGGGAUACGGUAGAGGUGGCCCUGGAGGACACGGGUGACAACACGUUCCGCUGCACGUACAGACCUGUGAUGGAGGGGCCACACACAGUGCACGUGGCCUUUGCUGACGCCCCCAUCACCCGGAGCCCUUUCCCUGUUCAUGUGGCGGAAGCCUGUAACCCCAAUGCCUGCCGCGCCUCUGGGCGAGGCCUGCAGCCCAAAGGUGUGCGUGUGAAAGAGGUGGCUGACUUCAAGGUGUUCACCAAGGGUGCUGGCAGCGGGGAACUCAAGGUUACCGUCAAGGGCCCAAAGGGCACAGAGGAGCCCGUGAAAGUUCGGGAGGCUGGGGACGGCGUGUUCGAGUGCGAGUACUACCCUGUGGUCCCUGGGAAGUAUGUGGUGACCAUCACAUGGGGUGGCUAUGCCAUCCCCCGCAGUCCCUUUGAGGUCCAGGUGAGCCCAGAGGCCGGAGCCCAGAAAGUGCGGGCGUGGGGUCCUGGUUUGGAGACCGGCCAGGUGGGCAAGUCGGCUGACUUCGUGGUGGAAGCCAUUGGCACGGAAGUGGGCACGCUGGGCUUCUCCAUUGAGGGGCCCUCACAAGCCAAGAUAGAGUGUGACGACAAGGGCGACGGCUCCUGUGAUGUGCGGUACUGGCCCACUGAGCCUGGGGAGUACGCCGUGCACGUCAUCUGCGAUGACGAGGACAUCCGAGACUCGCCCUUCAUCGCCCACAUUCAGCCAGCCCCACCGGACUGCUUCCCAGACAAGGUGAAAGCCUUUGGACCUGGCCUGGAGCCCACUGGCUGCAUCGUGGACAAGCCGGCCGAGUUCACUAUUGAUGCCCGCGCCGCCGGCAAGGGAGACCUGAAGCUCUAUGCCCAGGAUGCAGAUGGCUGCCCCAUCGAUGUCAAGGUGAUCCCCAAUGGUGACGGUACCUUCCGCUGCUCCUACGUACCCACCAAGCCCAUUAAGCAUACCAUCAUCGUCUCCUGGGGUGGUGUCAACGUGCCCAAGAGCCCUUUCAGGGUGAGUGUGGGAGAGGGCAGCCACCCUGAGCGGGUAAAGGUAUAUGGCCCCGGAGUGGAGAAGACAGGCCUGAAGGCCAAUGAGCCCACCUACUUCACAGUGGACUGCAGCGAAGCUGGACAAGGCGACGUAAGCAUUGGCAUCAAGUGUGCACCUGGUGUGGUGGGGCCCGUGGAAGCUGACAUCGACUUUGACAUCAUCAAGAAUGACAAUGACACCUUCACUGUCAAAUAUACACCCCCAGGGGCUGGCCACUACACCAUCAUGGUGCUGUUCGCCAACCAGGAGAUCCCUGCCAGUCCCUUCCACAUCAAGGUGGACCCAUCCCAUGACGCUAGCAAGGUCAAGGCUGAGGGCCCCGGGCUGAGCCGCACAGGUGUGGAAGUUGGAAAGCCAACUCACUUCACCGUGCUAACCAAAGGAGCCGGCAAGGCCAAGCUGGGUGUGCACUUCGCCGGGGCAGCCAAGGGCGAGGCCGUGCGGGACUUUGAAAUUAUUGACAACCAUGAUUACUCAUACACAGUCAAGUACACCGCUGUCCAGCAGGGCAACAUGGCAGUCACAGUGACCUACGGUGGGGACCCUGUCCCCAAAAGCCCCUUUGUGGUUAAUGUAGCACCCCCAUUGGACCUCAGCAAAGUCAAAGUUCAAGGACUUAACAGCAAGGUGGCUGUCGGGCAGGAACAGGCGUUCUCCGUGAAUACAAGAGGGGCUGGCGGUCAGGGUCAACUAGAUGUGCGGAUGACCUCACCCUCCCGACGACCUAUCCCCUGCAAACUGGAGCCUGGGGGCGGAGCAGAAGCCCAGGCCGUACGCUACAUGCCCCCUGAAGAGGGACCUUACAAAGUGGACAUCACCUAUGACGGUCACCCAGUGCCUGGCAGCCCCUUUGCCGUGGAAGGUGUCCUGCCCCCUGACCCCUCCAAGGUCUGCGCUUAUGGCCCUGGUCUCAAGGGUGGACUUGUAGGUACCCCGGCACCAUUCUCCAUUGAUACCAAAGGGGCUGGCACGGGAGGCCUGGGGCUGACCGUUGAGGGCCCCUGCGAAGCCAAGAUCGAGUGCCAAGACAAUGGGGAUGGGUCCUGUGCGGUCAGCUAUCUGCCCACAGAGCCAGGCGAGUACACCAUCAACAUCCUGUUUGCUGAAGCCCACAUCCCUGGCUCGCCCUUCAAGGCCACCAUCCAGCCUGUGUUCGACCCAAGCAAGGUGAGGGCCAGUGGGCCAGGCCUGGAGCGUGGCAAGGCCGGAGAGGCUGCCACCUUCACUGUGGACUGCUCGGAAGCAGGUGAGGCUGAGCUCACCAUUGAGAUCCUGUCAGACGCCGGCGUCAAAGCCGAGGUGCUGAUCCACAACAACGCGGAUGGCACCUACCACAUCACCUACAGCCCCGCCUUCCCCGGCACCUACACCAUCACCAUCAAGUAUGGCGGCCACCCCAUACCCAAGUUCCCCACCCGUGUCCACGUGCAGCCUGCAGUUGAUACCAGUGGCAUCAAGGUCUCCGGGCCGGGUGUGGAGCCACAUGGUGUCCUUCGGGAGGUGACGACUGAGUUUACUGUGGACGCGAGGUCUCUGACAGCCACGGGUGGCAACCACGUGACCGCUGGCGUACUCAACCCCUCGGGCGCCAAGACAGACACCUAUGUGACGGACAAUGGGGACGGCACCUACCGAGUGCAGUACACUGCCUAUGAAGAGGGCGUGCAUCUGGUGGAGGUGCUCUAUGACGAAGUCGCCGUGCCCAAGAGCCCCUUCCGAGUGGGUGUGACUGAGGGCUGCGAUCCCACCCGAGUCCGAGCCUUUGGGCCAGGCCUGGAGGGUGGCUUGGUCAACAAGGCCAACCGCUUCACCGUGGAAACCAGGGGUGCCGGCACGGGAGGCCUUGGCCUAGCCAUUGAGGGCCCCUCAGAAGCGAAGAUGUCCUGCAAGGACAACAAGGAUGGCAGCUGCACAGUGGAGUACGUCCCCUUCACCCCUGGAGACUACGACGUCAACAUCACCUUUGGGGGACAGCCCAUCCCAGGGAGCCCAUUCCGAGUUCCUGUGAAGGAUGUGGUGGACCCCGGGAAGGUGAAGUGCUCAGGCCCAGGGCUGGGGACGGGCGUCAGGGCGCGAGUACCUCAGACCUUCACAGUGGACUGCAGUCAAGCCGGCCGGGCCCCUCUGCAGGUGGCCGUGCUGGGCCCCACAGGUAUGGAACAGAAUGCCUGGGCUAAGCAACGAAGUGGAGUGAGGUUCCGGGAAGCCCUGUUGACGCCCCACCCCCGCCUUUGUCCAGGUGUGGCUGAGCCUGUGGAGGUGCGUGACAAUGGCGACGGCACCCACACUGUCCACUACACACCUGCCACUGAUGGGCCCUACACAGUCGCUGUCAAGUAUGCUGACCAGGAGGUGCCUCGCAGCCCUUUCAAGAUCAAAGUGCUUCCAGCCCAUGAUGCCAGCAAGGUGCGGGCCAGCGGACCUGGCCUCAAUGCUUCUGGCAUCCCUGCCAGCCUACCGGUGGAGUUCACCAUCGAUGCUCGGGAUGCGGGGGAGGGGCUGCUCACUGUCCAGAUCCUGGAUCCGGAGGGUAAACCCAAGAAGGCCAACAUCAGAGACAAUGGGGACGGCACAUAUACUGUGUCCUACCUGCCAGAUAUGAGUGGUCGAUACACCAUCACCAUCAAGUACGGCGGCGAUGAGAUCCCUUACUCACCCUUCCGCAUUCACGCCCUGCCUACAGGGGAUGCCAGCAAGUGCCUUGUCACAGUGUCCAUUGGAGGCCACGGAUUGGGCGCCUGCCUGGGUCCCCGAAUCCAGAUCGGAGAGGAGACUGUGAUCACAGUGGAUGCCAAGGCAGCAGGCAAGGGCAAGGUGACCUGCACGGUGUCCACGCCAGACGGGGCAGAGCUCGACGUGGACGUGGUUGAGAACCAUGAUGGUACCUUCGAUAUCUACUACACGGCGCCUGAACCGGGCAAAUACGUCAUCACCAUCCGCUUCGGGGGUGAACACAUCCCCAACAGCCCCUUCCAUGUGCUGGCGUGUGACCCCCUGCCUCGCGUGGAGGAGCCUACAGAAGUGCUGCAGCGGCACCAGCCCUAUGUCCCUCUUCGGCCUGGCACCUGCCCCACACACUGGGCCACAGAGGAGCCCGUGGUGCCCGUGGAGCCGUUGGAGUCCAUGCUGAGGCCCUUUAACCUGGUCAUCCCCUUCACGGUGCAGAAAGGGGAGCUCACAGGGGAGGUGCGGAUGCCUUCUGGUAAGACAGCACGUCCCAACAUCACCGACAACAAAGACGGUACCAUCACAGUGAGGUAUGCACCGACAGAGAAAGGCCUGCACCAGAUGGGAAUCAAGUAUGAUGGCAACCAUAUCCCUGGGAGUCCUCUACAGUUCUACGUGGAUGCCAUCAACAGCCGCCAUGUCAGUGCCUAUGGGCCAGGUCUGAGCCACGGCAUGGUCAACAAGCCUGCCACCUUUACGAUUGUCACCAAGGAUGCUGGGGAAGGGGGUCUGUCACUGGCUGUGGAGGGUCCAUCUAAGGCAGAGAUCACCUGCAAGGACAACAAGGAUGGCACAUGCACUGUGUCCUACCUACCCACAGCACCCGGAGACUACAGCAUCAUUGUACGCUUUGACGACAAGCACAUUCCGGGGAGCCCCUUCACGGCCAAGAUCACAGGUGACGACUCAAUGAGAACAUCCCAACUUAAUGUGGGCACCUCCACGGAUGUGUCACUGAAGAUCACUGAGAGUGACCUCAGCCAGCUGACAGCCAGCAUCCGUGCCCCUUCAGGCAACGAGGAGCCAUGCCUGCUAAAGCGCCUGCCCAACAGACACAUUGGGAUCUCCUUUACCCCCAAGGAGGUCGGUGAGCAUGUGGUGAGCGUCCGCAAGAGUGGCAAGCAUGUCACCAACAGCCCCUUCAAGAUUUUGGUGGGGCCUUCAGAGAUCGGCGAUGCCAGCAAAGUUCGCGUCUGGGGCAAGGGUCUUUCUGAGGGGCACACCUUCCAGGUGGCGGAGUUCAUCGUGGACACUCGCAAUGCAGGAUACGGAGGCCUGGGGCUGAGCAUCGAAGGCCCUAGCAAGGUGGACAUUAACUGUGAGGAUAUGGAAGAUGGCACGUGCAAAGUUACCUACUGCCCAACCGAGCCCGGGACCUACAUCAUCAACAUCAAGUUUGCUGACAAACACGUGCCUGGAAGCCCCUUCACCGUGAAGGUGACUGGCGAGGGACGCAUGAAGGAAAGCAUCACCAGGCGCCGACAGGCCCCUUCCAUCGCCACCAUUGGCAGCACCUGCGACCUCAACCUCAAGAUCCCAGGAAACUGGUUUCAGAUGGUGUCCGCCCAGGAGCGCCUGACCCGCACCUUCACGCGCAGCAGCCACACGUACACCCGCACAGAGCGGACAGAGAUCAGCAAGACUCGGGGUGGGGAAACCAAGCGGGAAGUCCGGGUGGAAGAGUCCACCCAGGUUGGCGGAGACCCCUUCCCUGCUGUUUUCGGUGACUUCCUGGGCCGGGAACGCCUAGGCUCCUUCGGCAGCAUCACCAGGCAGCAGGAAGGUGAGGCCAGCUCUCAGGACAUGACAGCCCAGGUGACCAGCCCAUCUGGCAAGAUGGAAGCUGCAGAGAUCGUUGAGGGCGAGGACAGCGCCUACAGUGUACGCUUUGUGCCCCAAGAGAUGGGUCCUCACACAGUCGCGGUCAAGUACCGCGGCCAGCACGUGCCUGGAAGCCCUUUUCAGUUCACUGUGGGCCCACUGGGUGAAGGCGGGGCCCACAAGGUGCGGGCUGGAGGCACAGGCCUGGAGCGAGGUGUGGCUGGUGUGCCAGCUGAGUUCAGCAUCUGGACCCGAGAAGCUGGCGCUGGGGGCCUGUCUAUUGCUGUGGAAGGUCCCAGCAAGGCAGAGAUUGCAUUUGAAGACCGCAAAGAUGGUUCCUGUGGCGUCUCCUAUGUGGUCCAGGAGCCAGGUGACUAUGAAGUCUCUAUCAAGUUCAACGAUGAGCACAUCCCCGACAGCCCCUUUGUGGUACCUGUGGCUUCCCUCUCCGACGAUGCUCGCCGCCUCACAGUCACCAGCCUCCAGGAGACGGGGCUCAAGGUGAACCAGCCGGCAUCUUUCGCGGUGCAGCUUAAUGGGGCACGUGGCGUGAUCGAUGCUAGGGUGCACACACCCUCGGGAGCCGUGGAGGAAUGCUAUGUCUCCGAGAUAGACAGCGAUAAGCAUACCAUCCGCUUCAUCCCCCAUGAGAAUGGCGUCCACUCAAUCGAUGUCAAGUUCAAUGGUGCCCACAUUCCUGGAAGCCCCUUCAAGAUUCGAGUUGGAGAGCAGAGCCAAGCUGGGGACCCGGGCUUGGUGUCAGCCUAUGGGCCUGGGCUUGAGGGAGGCACUACUGGUGUGUCUUCAGAGUUCAUUGUCAACACCCAGAAUGCAGGCUCAGGGGCCUUGUCUGUCACCAUUGACGGCCCUUCUAAGGUGCAGCUGGACUGCCGGGAGUGUCCUGAGGGCCAUGUCGUCACUUACACUCCCAUGGCCCCCGGUAACUACCUCAUUGCCAUCAAGUAUGGUGGCCCUCAGCACAUCGUGGGCAGCCCCUUCAAAGCAAAGGUCACAGGUCCCAGGUUGUCUGGAGGCCACAGCCUUCAUGAAACAUCCACAGUUCUGGUGGAGACUGUGACCAAGUCCUCCUCGAGCCGCGGCGCCAGCUACAGCUCUAUCCCCAAGUUCUCCUCGGAUGCCAGCAAAGUGGUGACAAGGGGGCCUGGUCUGUCCCAGGCCUUUGUGGGUCAGAAGAACUCAUUCACCGUGGACUGCAGCAAAGCAGGCACCAACAUGAUGAUGGUGGGUGUGCACGGGCCCAAGACGCCCUGUGAAGAGGUGUACGUGAAGCACAUGGGGAACCGGGUAUACAACGUCACCUACACUGUCAAGGAAAAAGGAGACUACAUCCUCAUUGUCAAAUGGGGUGACGAGAGUGUCCCUGGGAGCCCCUUCAAGGUCAAUGUGCCCUGAAUCCCGGAAGUGCCUCCCCCAGCCCUGGCCCCCACUUCCUGCCAAACUCACACCCACGCGAACGUGCCACACCCGUAUGCACACUCACAGACCCAGACACUAAAACACCUGCCUCAGGUGUGAAGUGAGGGGCACCACACCCCACCCCACUGUGCACUUGAGGGGUGGAGGGCCUCUCUCCUGUCUGGGAUCAGUGUCCCUCACACGUGGCCCGAGGGCAGACAAGUCAGGGGCGGAGACUGUGAUAUAUGGGGUUGGGCAGGGGUUGGGGGUCUGGGGAAGCCCCGAGGAUCAUAGUGGGGCAGUGGGCAAGCACUGAGGUGGGGUAUCUGCGUGUGGGAGAAGUCACCCUCACCAACUGCUGUGCCUGAGGACUCUAUUGACACCUCUGGUGGCCACAACCCUAAAGUGAGGGAUUUGGAAAGGAACCACCAGAAGGAAAGCACCAGAACAAGCCGCACAUGGCAUGUGGACUGGCCCCAAGUGACAUGCUCUGCCCAAGCCAGGCUUCCUGGGGGACUGAUUUCUCUUAUUUUUUUUUAUGGUUGCACAGCUCUUCCCUAUUGAGGGGGGUCUUUUUUACACAUUGUGGGGCCCAGCUUCCUGGGAGACUUUUGCACAUGUGGAAAACACCAAAUAAAGUGUAGCUGUUGCA